GCAAAAUGAAAUUUAUUUGAAUUUCAUUUCCCUCCAUUUUAUUUUUCCACCCUUUCCCAAUUCAUACUACACUCAUCUUUAAAGCCUGUGUCUUUAAAGCCGAAUGGUAAUAAAAAAAAAAAAUAGUAUAGUUUCAGCCUUUGAGGUCCUUAGAAAGAAAAAUAGUAAUAGUACUUAUUUGGGGCAAAUUUAUGUUGUAUUGCAGAAAAUUCCUAUAGGUUUCUUGAAGUAUCUGAAGGGACACGACCAUUUUAAACAUGCAAUACUGAAAAAGGCUGAUAAGAAAUGGCUUGUGAAGGUGAAUGGCCAUAAAUUCGAAUCGGGUUGGGCUGAAUUUGUACAACAACAUGAUUUGCAGUUGGGAAAUAUAUUGGUGUUUAGACAUGAAGGAAACAUGGAAUUUGAGGUUUCUGUCUUUGAUUCAAGUCAUUGUGACAGAGAAUAUGCUGAGUAUAUGCAAGAAGAAGAAGAAGAAACCAAUAAUGUUCAAGAGACUUCCCAUAAAUUUGCAUUCAAAGAAAAACCAAGCCCCAACAUCAAGUUGUCAAAAAGGGCUUCUUCCCAUGUAGAAGCUGCUACUCAUAACAAGUCUUUUGGUCAUUCUCGGUUUGAAUACACUAUUACAGAAUAUUGCCUUUCGAGUUAUCGCUUGUUCCUUCCUCAACAAUUCACAUAUGCAAAUGGUCUCACCAAUAAGAAGUGUGGUUUGAUUAUAAGAGAUGAAAGUCAAAGGUCAUGGAAUUUAAAGCUAAUUUGUUGGGAAACUCGAGCCUAUAUUGGAGGUGGAUGGCUCAAAUUCAUUGCUGAUAAUUGCUUAAAGGAGGGAGAUCGUAUUAUGUUUGAGGUUGUUACUGAUGGAGAGACACCAAUAUGGAAAUUUCAAGUUACUAAUAGAAAAACUCCAUUGCAAAAGUUUCAAGGCAAGUUUUCUCAUCUAACCAAAGCAGACAUUAUGAAAAAGCCCUCAAACACGAGUCUUCUCAAUGCACAAGUAGCUACUUCAACUACUGGUGAUGGUGAUCAUCCUUAUUUCAUUUCAACCGUUCAACCUUAUUGCUUCAGAAAGAAAAUUUUGUAUCUUCCACUGGAUUUUGCAAAGUCAAAUGGGUUGAUGAAUAGAAAGUGUGAGAUGAUUCUGAAAGAUGAAGCACAGAGAUGUUGGUCAGUGUGGCUUGGGAGACUUGAUUCACAUCAUUUUGGAAUUAUAAGUGGAUGGAAAAAAUUCAGCAAAGCAAAUGGACUCCAAGUAGGAGAUUCUUACAAGUUUGAACUCAUCAAGAAUGGGGAAAUACCUAUAGCACAUUUCCAUUGUAAGUUUUCUUUCAGUUCUAAUGUACUUUUGUCGAGUUUAAGUUCUAUGCUCCGAUGGCGCAAAUAUUCUGGAAAGUUUGCAAAGAGAGAGGAACGUAGAAGCAAGUUGACUAAAAAGAAAACUGGUUUGGCAACAGGCUGUCCACCUACCCUGUCUCAAGAGAAGAGUGGAGUGUUAAAAUCACCACACCAAAUUGGAGAGGAAGCUGCAUCAAACGGCUCCACGUUUACCAAACGUGGAGAUGGUUCGGAGUCUGCUACUGCUAUAGUUUUAUCGUGUUCAGCUUAA
Lycium ferocissimum is the source of this 1600-nucleotide messenger RNA. Its product is annotated as B3 domain-containing protein REM17-like. Gene Ontology annotation, molecular function: DNA binding. The transcript has 8 exons. The record is from RefSeq and is a predicted model, not a curated record. The coding region runs from base 104 to 1600 and encodes 498 amino acids. NCBI's taxonomy places the organism in Eukaryota, Viridiplantae, Streptophyta, Magnoliopsida, Solanales, Solanaceae.